AUGAAGGGAAGAAGUGAAAACUUCAAUAGCAAUGAAAGCAAUCGCAAUGAAGAUUCUAGAGAAAACAAAGAGCUUUUUUCUGAAUACACCACACCACGAAAACUAGUGGUGAAAUCCUGGAGGAUUGGAGUGAUGUAUCGCUUAUAUCAGUUAAUAGCGAUACCUUAUGCUCUCUUAUACGUGGCUUGGAGUGGAGGCCACCAGGAGACUGAUACCAUCCUCAGCUCUGUGACAACCAAAGUAAAGGCAUCGCUUAUAACAAACACUACCGAGCUUGGUGAACAGGUCUGGGAUGUGGCUGACUACAUCAUUCCAGCUCAGGAGGAUGGGUCAUUCUUUUUGAUGACCAACAUGGUCAUCACACCAAACCAAACACAGUCAACAUGUCCAGAGUAUCCAACCCCAAAAACCAUUUGCACAUCUGACAUGAACUGCACCAAAGGCUUUAAAGAUCAUCAAGGAACAGUAAGGCUCAAUCUGUACACUAAAUAAAAAUAAUCAUUUUUG
Messenger RNA from Puntigrus tetrazona (Sumatra barb), 507 nucleotides. Its product is annotated as P2X purinoceptor 4-like. Lineage: Eukaryota; Metazoa; Chordata; Actinopteri; Cypriniformes; Cyprinidae. Gene Ontology annotation, cellular component: nuclear inner membrane. Gene Ontology annotation, molecular function: extracellularly ATP-gated monoatomic cation channel activity. The record is from RefSeq and is a predicted model, not a curated record. Bases 1 to 492 code for a protein of 163 amino acids. The transcript is spliced from 5 exons.